Molecule: messenger RNA, 4068 nt
Organism: Mauremys mutica (yellowpond turtle)
Lineage: Eukaryota; Metazoa; Chordata; Testudines; Geoemydidae
Gene: ANKRD24
Product: ankyrin repeat domain 24
Exons: 20
Coding region: 67-3630 (1187 amino acids)
Molecular function (GO): actin binding
Source: RefSeq, a predicted model, not a curated record
CUCAGAGGGGCGGCGGCGCCGGGAGCCGGCAGCGGGCUCGGCUGGCACCGCGGGCCGGGCGGGUGGAUGGCGGCCCGCCCGCUGCUGGGCACCAUGAAGCAGAUCUGCCUCUGCGCGGCCGCCUCCUUCGCGAGCCAUGACUGGGGUAAGAAUGAUGAGAAACUCCUACAGGCCGUGGACUACAACGACCCCGAGAAGGUGACGUCUCUACUUCUCCGCAAGGGCCUGGUCCCCACCAAACUGGACUCGGAGGGCAAAUCCGCGUUCCACCUGGCUGCAACGAGAGGGAAUGUGGACUGCCUGGAAGUGAUGCUCGCUCAUGGAGCCGACGCCAUGACCACAGACAGCUUGGGGUACAAUGCGCUCCACCUGGCUGCGAAACACGGCCACCCACAGUGCGUGAGCAAACUGCUGCAGGCAUCUUGCCCGGUUGAUGGCGCCGACAGCAACGGUCGGACAGCGCUGCACCAUGCAGCUGUCAGCGGCUGCAUCUCAUGCUCAGAGAUUCUCUGCGAUUUCAAGGCCUCCUUGAAUACCAAGGACAAGGAUGGCUCCACCCCUCUGAUCCUGGCCGCUAAGAUGAGCCACUCGGAGCUGUGCCGGUACCUGCUGCAUCGCGGGGCCGCUGUGAACCGCAGAGACCAGCAGGGCAGAACAGCCCUGAUGCUGGCCUGCGAGAACGGCAGCGUGGAGACGGUGGAAGUUCUCAUCCAUGCCGGGGCGCGGGUCGGCAUGGUGGACGCCAGGGGCCAGGACGCAGCGCGCUACGGCCUGGCCACGGGGAACGCCUUGAUCCAGCACUACCUGCAGGACGCCUCCCAGCGCCACUCCUGGGCCAGCGACGGCGUCGCCGAGCCAGCCUCUGCCCAGCGAGAGGAACGGCACCCCGAGAAAGAGGAAAGCCCCUCCGCCGCCCUCCGGCACCUCCAGCCAGGUGAGGGGGCCACCGGCUCUGCCGCCCUCUCCCCUCCCCGCACCCCAGCAGGCAGCUGCACGUGGCGCCUCACAAUCCUUAGCGCGUUUAUCCUCACGACGCCCCCGUGCCAUGGACUCCGUUUUACAGAUGGGGAGACUGAGGCCCGGGUCCCUCAAGGAGGCCCCAUGCUGCUGGAAGUGCUGUCUGGGCAUAACGGGACUUCUGUGGGAACAGAGCUGGGAGCUUACUGGCUAAGCCAGCCACCCGUUCUGGCGACUCCUCAUUCUCUCUGUGUGACGACUGUUACUGUUUUCAAGCACACCCCACGCUCUCCGGAGCACAGCUCCCCUUCCACAGAGCGGAGCAGCCGGAUAGUCACCACCAAGCCUGCCAGGGCUCGCCCUGCCCCAGCCGACACGGAGGACAGGGAGGCCUACGAGGAGAUCGUCCGGCUGAGGCAGGAACGGGCUCGGUUCCUGCAGAAGAUCAAGGGUUUGGAGCAGCAGCAGGAGAAGCAGAAGCAGGAGCGGCUGGAGUUGGAGGAGGACUCCCUACGCUCCAUGGAGAAGCAGAUAAAGGAGCUCCAGCAGCAGCUGGCAGACAGUGAGGGGGAAAAGGAGCAUUUGGGGAAGGAGGUUGAAGUGCUCCGGAGCCGCCUGUCCUUGCUGGAGAACGAGAAGGAGAACACCAGCUACGACAUCGACACGCUGCAGGACGAAGAGGGGGACCUGCUGGAAUUCCCAGGGGCGGAGCUGCUGCUGUCCAAGAAGACCCUGAGCCUGUCCACGGAGGAGCUGCUGGCCACGCUGCAGGGCGAGGUGCAGUCGCUCACUAUGCAAAACCAGGAGCUGCUGGAGAAGAUACAGAUCCUGGAGAAUUACGAGAAAGACGAGAGUGACGUGGGCCCGGCCGAAGACUUCGUCCCCAUUGCCCUCUACAACUCCCUCAAGUCGGAGUUCGACCAGCUCAGGGAGCAGCACGCCGAGGCCCAGGCUGCCCUGCAGGCUCUGGAAGGCAGUGGGCCCCACGGUCCCUCCUGCGAGCUGGUCCCGGUGGAGGCUUACAAGCAACCGAAGGCUGAAUAUGAGGCGCAGAUCCAGACCUUAGAGGAGGCGCUGCAGAGGAGCAACACCCCAGCUGAGCCCGAGGGGGAAGGCCGGGAGCCGGGCCAGGCCGGGUUGCCGGCAGAAGGAAGCAGCAGGGGAGGAGGGGCUGGAGAUGCGGCUGUGGAAGAGCUGACCAGAAUGCUGGCUGAGACGCAGGAGAAGCACGAGGCGGCUGUGGCCGAGGUGCAGCUCCUGCGGGAGCAGAUCCAGCUGGGCAUCCUGUCUGUGGAGGAGCAGGAGGCGGCUGAGAGCUCCGGGAGUGAGCUGGAGACGGUGAGGGCAGCUCUGCAGAAAGCCCAGGAGGCCCUGCUGGAGAGAGACCAGAGGGUGAAAGACCUGGAGGGGCGCCUGGACGCCCAGGAAGAAGCAGCCAGUCGAGGCUGCUCGGCCGAGGAGACGAGGGCGGCCCUCAGCGUGUCCUUGGGCGAAGCCGCCGCGGAGAAGGCCGAGCUGCUGGAGAGGUGCCGCCAAGCGGAGGCAGAAGCGGAGCAGCUGAGGAGGAGCGUGGAGGAGGGAGCUGGGGAGCUGCAGCGAGCGAUGGGCCACCUCUCGGAGAGCCAGAGGCUGGAGGAGGAGAACCGGCAGCUCCACGAGCAGCUGGAGGAGCUGAGGGGGCAGUACGAGGAGGUGCAGGCCCAGCUCCGAGAGGAUCAGGACAAGAAGGAGGAGGAGCUGAACGCCCUGAAGGAGCAGCUGGCUUCCGAGAGCAUCUCCAGGCAGGAGCAGGAGGAGACGGCGGGGGCGCUGGGCGGGUUGUUGGCCGAGUCCAACAAGAAGCUGCUGGAGCUGGAGGAGAGGCACAGCGCCGCCCAGCGGGAGGCGAGGGAGCUGCAGCAGGCGGCGGAGCGGUACAGGAGGGAGUGGGUCCCGCCGGCUGAGCACGCCCGAGCUAAGGAAGCCCUGGAGGGCAGCCUCCGGGAGCUGAAGUCCAGAGCCCAGCAGCUGGAGCAAGAGCUGGCCGCCAAAGCCCAGGAGGCCUCGCGGCUGCAGGGCGAGCUGGCGAGCACGCGGGAGGGCACGGUCCCCAGGGAGGAGCACGAGCAGCUGCGGUGCAACCUGCAGGCGGAGGCGAGCGCGCUGAGCCUGAAGCUGAGCGACCUGGAGCGCAAGCACGAGAAGACCUGCACGGAGGUGUUCCAGGUGCAGCGCGAGGCCCUCUUCAUGAAGAGCGAGAAGCACGCGGCCGAGGCCCAGCUGGCCGCCGCCGAGAAGCAGCUGCAGAGCCUGCGGGCCGAGUCGGGCCGGAUCCAGGAGCUGCACGGCCACAUCGAGGACUCGGCCAAGCUGGUCAAGGAGAAGGACAGGAAGAUCACCGAGCUGUCCAAGGAAGUCUUCAAGCUGAAGGAGGCCUUGAACAGCCUGUCGGAGCUCUCCGGCCCGGAGGGCGCCCCGCAGAAGCAGCAGAACCCCCAGGAGGUGGCGAAGCUGCAGGGCACGAUAAAGGCCUUGGAACAGCAGCUGGCCGAGAUGGAGACCCACCACCGCAAGGUCGUCUCGCUCUACCGGAGCCACCUGCUCUGCGCCAUUCAGGGCCACAUGGACGAAGAUGUGCAGAGACUCUUGUACCAGAUCCUGAUGAUGCAGCGGCUGCAGGAGCAAGGCAGAUGAGCGCCCUGGGGCGAGGGAGCCCGGUUCCUUGUUCCGAGCAGGGGAGUCUUCCCCACAGGGGAGCGGAGCGGACUCGCACGCAGAACCGGCUGGCCUCCAGCGUCAAGCAGCGGGGCGAGGCCCCGGGCACACGCUUCCUCACCAAAAAUCCAGGCACACGUGUGUUGGGUGACCACUGGGGCGGCACCUUUGCUCCCUGUUCCUGGGCAGCCUGUGCUGGGAGGUGCCUGUGGGCGGGCGGCUGGAAGGUGCCUCCUGGCAGGUCACUGCCCUUUCCACCGGUGCUUUCGCCUCGGCAGGGACGGGGGAGGCGGGCUCCUGACUGGGUGAUGCCGCUGGGCGAGGGGCCCCGCCUCGCUCCGUGGGCAGAAGGCAGCAGGGAAGGGGAGAGGCUGCGGUAACUCACCGGCUCCUGCCUGCGGCUCUCAGCAGAGCAUC